Molecule: messenger RNA, 3877 nt
Organism: Setaria italica (foxtail millet)
Lineage: Eukaryota; Viridiplantae; Streptophyta; Magnoliopsida; Poales; Poaceae
Product: pentatricopeptide repeat-containing protein At4g26680, mitochondrial
Exons: 3
Coding region: 95-1615 (506 amino acids)
Molecular function (GO): protein binding
Source: RefSeq, a predicted model, not a curated record
GUUUGGUUUCACUCUUCAGACUUUUUUUUUGGGGGGACUCACUCUUCACUGAAGAGUCUUCAGACUUCAGAGUGCCCCCUGGAGUCAGCCAACAAUGGCGCCGCCGCGCGCGCUGCCGCUGCCGCAUUUCACCCUCCCGCCCCUCGCCGGUGAGGACCACCUCUUCGUGGCAGCGCUCCGCUCCCACAUCUCUGCCUCACCGACCCCCGCCGCCGCCUCGCUCUCCCGCUUCCUCCCGGGCCUCACCCCGCUCCGCCUCACCCACCUCAUCCUCCUCCUCGGCCCGCUGCUUGCCAAGGCGAUCCCUCACGGCCUCCUCGCCGCCCUCAUCCCUUCGCCUCCUCCGCCGCUCCCGCUCGCAGUCCUGCUUCACUCCCUCCCGCCGCGGCGCUGCGCCGAGCUCCUCGCCUCCGUGCUCCCCUCCGUCACGCCGCACGCCUUCCCGGACCUCCUGCAACACGUCCUCCUCACCGCCCGCCUCGCCGCUGGGGCGCAGCGCGCCGCCGCAGUACCGGCCCUCGACGUCCUCUUCUCCUCAUGCGCGCGGGACAAGAAGCUUUCCCGGGCCACGCUCGCCUACCGCGCCAUGCGCGCGCACGGCCUGCUACCGACCGUUCUCUCCUGCAACGUCUUCAUCUCGGCCGCGCUCCGGCUGCGGCGCCCCGAGAUCACCGUCUCUUUCUUCCGGGAGAUGCGCCGUUGCCGAAUGUCGCCCAACGUGUACACGGCCAACAUGGUGAUGCGAGCACACUGCGCCCUGGGGCGGGUCGCGGAGGCGGCCCAGGUGCUCGAUGAAAUGUCCGACUGGGGGAUUAGCAGAACGGCGGCCAGUUUCAACACGCUAAUUGCCGCGUACUGCAGGGACGACGGAGGAAUGGAGCCCGCAUUGAGGCUGAAGAAGAGGAUGGAGCAGGAGGGGCUUACACCGAAUGAGGUGACGUACAACGCCAUCUUGCACGGGCUGUGCAAGAAGGGAACCAUGCAGCAGGCAAACCGGUUGGUGUCCGAGAUGAGGGCAAAUGGGCUGGCGCCAAACACAGUCACGUUCAACACGCUGAUUCAUGGGUAUGUGAAGAUUGGCGAUAACGAGGCGGCAUCAAGGGUGCAUGAGGAGAUGGUGAAGGCCGGAGUGGGGGUUGAUAUGGUGACAUAUAAUGCACUCAUUCUUGGGCUAUGCAAUGAAGGAAAGGUGAAGAAGGCUGGGCGUUUGGUUCAAAAGCUUUGCAGGGCCAAGCUUGAGCCGAAUGCGUCAACUUUCAUGUCGCUGAUUGUUGGGCAGUGUAAGAGGCAGAACUCGGAGCAAGCGCUGGAUGUGUUGAAUGCAAUGAAGAAAAGUGGCUUCCAUCCGAAUUACGACGCGUAUAAUAUGGUUGUAUCCACUUUCUGCAAGAACAAGGAUUUUGAGGGAGCACUUGAUGUCUUGAAGGAUAUGCUUGCUAGGUGCUUGGCUCCUGACAAGGACUUGUUGCAUGAAUUCUUUGAAGGCCUCUCCGAAGCUAAAAAACUGCACCUGGCAGAGGACCUCCGUUCAGUGGCCAACGGUGAAAGAUUUAUUUCUGAUGCCUACUAUACUGGUGAUUAUAGGAAUAAAGAUGAAGAGAAGAACGAAUGGUAACUGCAUUCUGGACUACUAUGUCUAGCAAAUAUCCACAAUUUGUUGGUCAAGUGGAAUAAGAUUGUUCAAAGAAGUAAGAAUUCCAAAUUUCCUAUCUUUAUGAUCAUGCUGAUGGAACUUAUUUAGGUGUGUUCGAAGUUGUUUUCAGCAUAUUUGCACUCAUUGGUUCACCGUCCUUGUAGCACCUAGUUUGUUCUAGAUUGUCAAAAUACAAAUUCCGUGGAAGGACAGUCUAGCAAAAUUUUGGUGCAGUGGAAACCUGGUGGACUGCAUGCAACACAGAGGACAUCUAUAAAAACAUAAUCAGAUGUUGGUAUCCUUGCACUUUUCUGCAAUGACUUCUAUUUUCCCCUAUUAUGGGUGCAUACAUUGGAUGUGGACACCUGCACUAACAUAGCAUAGAGACCUGCAAUAUUUUCAUCAGAUGAGAAAACUGGAAAAAGCAAUAGUCUUUUUGUGAGUACAAUUUGGCACUCUCCAAGGUACUGCAGAAAACGAAUUUACUGCUUAUAUACAAAUUUUCAAUCAUCUAUAAGCACUCCACAAUAUUGUAACUGAGCACUCCACAAUAUUGUAACUGCCAUCGUGCUAGAUAUGUUCCUGCUGUAAGUUCCUUGACAACUUUAGAUAUAGUGAAAGUAAGCUUUAAUUUUCAAUUCUCAAGUGGAAAUGUGUUAAUAUGUGCAGACUUCUUAUGUUCUCCCUUUCUGGCCCAUGUUGGCCUUAUGGCCCGUUUGGCCCAUACUUUGUAUACUUGUAACCCUAGACUGAGUGGAAUAUAGUAGUCCAUUUUUCCCUUCUUCUCUAACAGAAAAGAGCUUGCCGAAUAGAUAGAUGCAACAGGCCUUCAAUACUCGAGUGGUGACACCCGAGGUUUUUAGCCAUCAAAUCUGAGAUGUGCAGGCCAGAUUUUCAUUAAAUUUGUACUAACCGAGAAUCAGGUGUUACUGGGGACUUCAACAUCUGAAUUUUCAAUUUUCCCAAGCGACAGUAACUUCAAUACAAACUUACUGGUCUUAGAAGGUCCAAAAACACAUGAAUUUUUCUUACCUCAUCUACCCACCAUCCCUGAGCAUGAAUUUUGUUACGUAUCUGAGGUACCUAAAGACGGGUGUUAAGAAGAUCGAAAAAGACUGGAGUGGCCUUUAUGUAUAAUGCUAUGGCUAGUCUUUCUUUAUAUGAGAACUGAAUCACUGAUAGUCUGAUACCUUUUUUCUCCAUUCCAGCUGGCUUAGAUGCUGGCACUAACUAAUAUCAGAAUUUUCUAGCAGCAACCAUCUCAAAGAAGGGCAUGAUUAUAAUUAUAAAGCUAUCUAAACAAUUAUGGUUGCAACAGGGUAUCCAAAUUCCAAAUAGCAGGUUUUAGAGUAGCACUGCUACCUAAAGCCACAGGUUUUAGAAUUGCAACAGUAUAUCAGAAUUGUGCCACCACUAUGUUGGUACCUCAAGGACAAGCAUUCAUAGAGUCCACCAUAUGAUUAGCUUGAGUUGUCAACUCGUACUCCUGUUGAGAUGUUACCAGAGCUAUAUGUACCGCAGAAUGACCCAUGAGCUUGGUUGCAUUCCAACUAAUAUAAGUGCCCAAAGUUUUUGUCAAGUAUUGACUGGUAUCGCAUCUUGCUCAUCCUACAAGAGACUCCACCGGUAACUCCUUGCAUCUAGUUAUAUCAUCAAAUGGCUUGAAUGGGUUAACAGCGGUAAGAGAGUGUGGCUGUGUUUUGAAUCAUUUAACAAUUAUCUCGAUUUUUUUUUCUUCUUAUGUUUUGACGAUCUGUGUCUGGAGCAUUACAUAUAUCUGUAUAACAGGAACCGAGGGAUCUGAAGGAGAAUAAAUCCCCAUGCACUAACCUUGCCUGCUUCAGUCAACCUUGGGAUUCGCACCCUUUUCUGUUAAACGAUAUGGCAUCAAAGAUUGCAGUUGCCCUACUACUAGCACACAACUCCAACCUGCAGGGUGCGAUUAAUACAGAAAUGUUCGACUGUUCUUCCUACCCCUGCAUGGCUGCAUGGACCUUCAGAUGGCGAAGGCAGACUAAAAUGAUCUGGCCAGGCCCCCAACCACCACCACCACCAUAAACUCGUGGAUGGCGUAUACAGCAAGAGCUGCUUUAAAGCAAAUAAUCUCUUGCAGCAUUUUGGAAUGUCACGAGAGAAGUUAUGGUCACGGCUUUUGCAGUCAUUGUAACUCCAGAAUACCUCAGACAGUUUCUUGACAGCUGCUCUUUUGUCUGUAUGCCAUAUUAUUUGUUGAAUUUGUCUUCA